This is a messenger RNA of Haliotis rufescens (red abalone), 4202 nucleotides long. Its product is annotated as protein O-mannosyl-transferase 2-like. Gene Ontology annotation, cellular component: endoplasmic reticulum. NCBI's taxonomy places the organism in Eukaryota, Metazoa, Mollusca, Gastropoda, Lepetellida, Haliotidae. The record is from RefSeq and is a predicted model, not a curated record. Gene Ontology annotation, molecular function: dolichyl-phosphate-mannose-protein mannosyltransferase activity. The coding region runs from base 243 to 839 and encodes 198 amino acids. Gene Ontology annotation, biological process: protein O-linked glycosylation via mannose. The transcript is spliced from 7 exons.
UCCAAGACCCAAGUAGUCAAAGGGCAGACAAUUAACGGAGGGCAUAAAACCGCACGUGCCCCGAGUCAUCCUGCCUGGUGUCUUAUCAGUCAAUCACAACCACGACGACAACAACAACAACAGCUUCAGCAUCCUAAUGCAGCCGUUUCGUAUUCAGGGCACAGAUAGAAAAAGUGCCAAAUGUAAGCUUUGAAGUCUACUCUUCGUCUUUCCUGGAGAAGUUCCUAGAAAGCCACGCAGUCAUGACACAGGGAAACAGUGGGCUGAAACCUAAAGAAGGGGAGAUAACUUCCAGACCCUGGCAGUGGCCAAUCAACUACAGGGGUCAGAUAUUUUCUGCCAAGAACCACCGUAUCUACCUCCUGGGCAAUCCUGUCAUCUUCUGGGGACUGCUUGUUAUCAAGGCCUUGUUCCUCGUGUUCUUCGUUAUACACAGGAUAAAGUUAAAGCGUGGUAUUCAAGUACCUGAGCCUAUCAAAGUGUACAAUGAGAAGAUGUUCCGGGCGUGCUGGUGGCUGCUGCUGGGCUGGGGGCUGCACUACCUGCCCUUCUGGGGCAUGGGCCGCGUCCUGUACUUCCACCACUACUUCCCCGCCUUCCUGUUCAGCGCCAUGUUCGGAGGUGUGAUGCUGGACUACCUGAUCACCCGAUUCUGUCUGACACUGCCGGAGAACUGGGCGGUGAAAGUAUUCCCCUGGCUGCUGGUGUUAAUCAUCUUUGUGCUGGUUGGCAGUUUUUACCUGUUCUACCCCCUGACGUUUGGCACAUCUGGUCCAAUGGCCAGUGAAGAAGGGUCCGUGAUGAGUGGCCUCAAGUGGAUGGACUCAUGGGACAUAUGAAAGAUGGUUGUGUGAUGUACGAAAGUUUCCUGAGUCCGAUUGAUGGUGUUGGCAGAGGGUAUCCUCCAAGCCAUGUCUGCAAUACAAGAUAAACCUGCCAGCAUAUUACAUUUACAAAACAAAUUGUCAUUCAACCAUCGUCAUCAUCAACGUGGUCCAACUUGAUAUUAUAUUUUCUUGACCCUAAGGUCCUUUACAUGUUUUUGUGCAAACCAUACUGGAGUUCGGAAUGACAAUACUGGUCAUUUAUUUACAAAAUACUUAUUCUGUGUAGUUUUACUAUUUUAAUGGUUUUGUUAUUUUUUACAGAUUUUAUGAUCUGGUAUUUUGUACAUUUAACCUUAAGCAAACCUUAUACGGAAGUCAUUGAAUCCUCAAGUUACAGAUCAGUUCAGUUUGUUUUGUUUCCACCGUUCUCGUUCGGACAACAGUGGGAAAAUGGCAGCUGUGAUGAAGUGAUGUAGGAAGUAAAAGUAACAAGGAGAGAUGCCUGGGAUGUAUUCAUGAAGUUAUCAAGGACUAACGAAUCAAAGUCGUAUUUGGAUAAUGUUUCAGAAAAAUGAAAUGAAAUCCAAAACUGAGCGGUAAGAUUCUCCCUGUCUUGACAAAACUCUCGGCAUGUAGAAAACAAAGACAUCAAAUGUAUAUGUCAGAAUCCGGUGUUUUGUACCAAGCCAUGUUCCUCCUCUAACAGUUUAUCAUGGUCGAUUGUUGUAUCAUAGAUUAUUGUUUCAAUUAAUUAUGGGGAAGUAGACCUGUAUUUGUUUUAUCCUUCAUUCUGAAGUUUUGUGCAAUUACAUGUUGUUAAAAUACGGAUGUACGUUUCUGAUACAGUAGAUUGCUCUCUCAUACUCUGUGAGAUGCAUCGGAGAUAGACUUGAGGUGCAUCAUUGAUGGACUUGAGGUGCAUCGUUUAUGGACUUGAGGUGCAUCAUUGAUGGACUUGAGGUGCAUCGUUGAUGGACUUGAGGUGCAUCGUUUAUGGACUUGAGGUGCAUCGUUGAUGGACUUCAGGUGCAUCGUAGACUGCCUUCAGGUGCAUCGUAGACUGACUUCAGGUGCAUUGUAGAUAGACUUCAGGUGCAUCGUAGACUGACUUCAGGUGCAUCAUAGACUGACUUCAGGUGAAUCGUAGUCUGACUUGAGGUGAAUCGUAGUCUGACUUGAGGUGCAUUGUAGACUGACUUCAGGUGAAUCGUAGUCUGACUUGAGGUGAAUCGUAGUCUGACUUGAGGUGCAUUGUAGACUGACUUCAGGUGAAUCGUAGUCCGACUUCAGGUGCAUUGUAGAUAGACUUGAGGCGCAUCGUAGACUGACUUGAGGUGCAUCAUAGACUGACUUGUUCAUGCAGUAAUUGGUUCAUUAUUGUGUGUGUAUAAUAGACCUGGACCCCGCUUCAGGAAGCAGUCUUAGCGCUACGGCUAUCGUUGAUAUAUGUAAACUAUGGGCGUUACAAUUAUCUUAGCGUUACAACUAUCGUAAUGGGCGGAAUCCCGCCAUUUUUAUGGAACAUUUUUUUAUGAAUCCCCCUAAUCUCUACUCCCCCACCCCCCUUCUUAAACAACCUUCACCCAUACAACAAUGUAGAAAAGUAAUUGUCUUGCAAGUCUUUUGUACGUAUGCCAUUGCAAAUGUUGGUUUGUGUUUUGUAUUGUUUAUGGUUGUCACAUUCCAUUCAAAGUGUAUGCAAUAGAUUGUGAGGGUAGCAUGUUAUGGUUCUUGAUGAUAGUCAUGUUUGGGUAACCAUGGUAACACAUAUCAUUACACAGAGAUGACAACAACGUAGGACAACAUUAUGCAGAUAUAUAUUCAUCUUCCCCGUCAUAUAUCACUAGUACUAUAUUUAUGAUGCUUACUUAUGAUAACAAGUCAAAAUUAAGAUCACAUGCUGAUCCUGUCAAAUGCAUCUUCCCGAGGCAAGAGAAUGCACUAGCCUUUUUAUCAAAGUCUUUUUUCCACCCUUGCCACAUCAAGCACACUUUCAUGUGCUAAAUAUGAUUGGACUGUCGCACAUAUCAAUAGUCCAGUCAGAGAAUGUUUGACAAAGACAACAUCCAUGAUUUACAGCUGCCUGUCUUUGUUAACAUGAAUAUGUCUCUUCAUCUUUUAACACCCCCCCACCCCCCAACGAUUGCCUAUGUUUUUGUCAGGGAUGAAAACGCGAAUGUUUUCGUUAUCUCAUGAAAGAGGUCAUCAUCGUCUAUGGUAGUCGUCAUUUUUGUGAAGCUAUACGAGAUCAGAACAGCGAUCUGAUUGGAUAUCGUGGUUUCAUUACAAGGGGCGCAACUCUUGAUCUACGUGAGGUGGCGCCAGGGUCAAGCCAAGAAAAGUGGCCUUAGUGUGGCAAGGGUAGAUACUAGGCUUUGAUAUAGGCUAGUGGACAAGGUUGCCUUGGGAAGAUGACCAAAAUAUUUUGUCCAAUCAUAUAACAUAUAACAUGUAAUCCUGGUACUGGCGGGUGUAUAUUUCCAAGGAUAAUGGUUAUGUUGAAGCACAUGCCACUAUGCCAUCUACACAAUGCUGUAUCCUGAAUAUCUUAUGAUGAAUGUAUUUUGUAAUCAUGUGCUAUAUCAUAUAUCUGUUAGUAUGAUAAGGGGUCUGUAUAGGAGAAAACAUUUAUUUUUAUAGUUUGUGGAAAGUACUUUCAAAAAAGGAGCUCAAGAAGUGUGCAUGCUGAUACUGAACGUGAACGAAUAUGAUUGUGUUAUCGAAGACGUCAAUUGAAAUUGUUAUGAUUGUUAUAAGAUAUGUUUAUGUGAAUGAGAGCUAGACUUUGUUCAUUUCAACACAUGCAUAUCUAGGACUUAUUUAAAUAUAAGGUUUAAAUGUAUCAAAAAGGCUGAUUUAGAGGUUUUUAAAAAAUGCAUUUUAACAUUUAAGCAUGAGCAAGUCUUUGACCCAAGGUGAUUUUUUUGGGACACGUAGAUCAAGACUAUAAAAAUUUGCCAAAAAAUUCGUCUUGGUCACAGAUUUGCUCAUAGUUAGAUUUGGUUUUAAGUUGGAAAAAUCAGCAUUUUUUUCUAAUAUCAGCCUUUCAGAAGUAAAAGAACUCACAAGUGUAAGAAAGAACAGCGUUUCUUGUCAACCAUUUGAAAUCUUUUUAGAAAUGUCAUACCAUACAAAAUUUGCCAAAAUUUUAAGAUUUAUUAUUUCUAAUUGUCCAAAAAGGGCCCUUACCCUACAUCGUGUUUUAUGAAAUCAGACAUUCCAGACUAUAAGUGGGAAAACUUUGUCAAGGUAUUUUUCAAGCGUAGUCUGAAAUGGAAGUCGCCAGGUUGAAACGAGUGCCGUAAAGCUCGAGAAAGCUGCUUUCUAAUUGGCUGAUGUUGACUUCUUGUUAGUCAUUUCAGUGAUCGGUCAAAG